GAGAGUCACGCAGUUGUCCCUGCCAACGAGCUCUCGAACACCUGCAUCCGAGUUCUGAAGGACUUGGAGAGAAGCUGCAACAUCCCGGACCUGGUAGCAUUGGCUUUAUCGGCCUGGGCCCGGGGGCGACUGGGCGCGCAGCCCGGCGUCGACAGAGCUCCAAAGGAGCCUCCCGAGUACGACAGCGGCGCAGACGAUGUGGCCCCUGCAAAGGAAUUGGCUGAGACAUCGAAUGCGGAGACAGCAGCGCUGCUGUCCGCCAUUUCCGUGGCUUUUCCGCUGCCGCCAUCAGCGCCGCCCCGGCCGGCGCUACAGAGUCUCGAGGCCUUCGAGGCCUUAUCCAUUCAGUCGCGGCUUGCCCUACUUCGUUCGGUGCCGUCGACCCGCAUGGUCUGC
This is a messenger RNA of Symbiodinium sp. CCMP2456, 396 nucleotides long. The record is from the annotation of a GenBank genome assembly. NCBI's taxonomy places the organism in Eukaryota, Dinophyceae, Suessiales, Symbiodiniaceae.